AUGCGUAAUGUGGCCAUUUGGACCAAAAUACCCCGAUCUAGACCAAUUGUCUAUAAUCCCUGUAUAGUUCAUGUAUUGAUAAGUAUGAGAGAAAUAGUUCUUUGGAUAUGGGUCACCGUCCUAUUGGAGCCUCCAAUAAGUACAGGCCAAACGUAUGGGCUUGCCUACAUGUACCUUUUUUGUUUCAAAGAGGUUGGACUAUUAUUUACACCAACCAAGAAGAGGUUUUUCUCUUCCUCCUCUUCGCCCCCUCCUGCUCCUCUUUCCACAUUGUCUGUCUCUGAUUCCUUCCGACAUGGCACACCCAUUAAAUCCUGGUACCAACAACGUGUAUUGUGUUCCCAAACAACUGGACUGAUGUUUGACGACGGUGAGUGGUCAAGUUGGAGGUGCCUCGGUUAUCUUUGCUGGUGGUGCAGUUGUAUUAUAGAGGAUCAGUGGAGGCAAAUGAUGAAAACUUGUCUAGGAAUGAGAAAAUUCUUAUUCAGCAUUGUUGAUAUAACUAAUAUUGAUGUUCCACUCUAUCUGUUUUUAGUUUUGGCAACCUCUCUUUGA
Molecule: messenger RNA, 555 nt
Organism: Ilex paraguariensis (yerba mate)
Lineage: Eukaryota; Viridiplantae; Streptophyta; Magnoliopsida; Aquifoliales; Aquifoliaceae
Source: the annotation of a GenBank genome assembly